AACUCCAUUUCGUUGCAGCUAUCGCACUUUCACCUGAACUUUCUGCUGCUUUUUUCCUACAAAACACCCCCUUUUCGAUCAUGGGGGUUUUACCCUAUUUUUAUCAAUUUUAAUCGCCAGAUUACGAUUUCUCGAUCCUGACCCCAGCGCUCCGUCGAUGAUUUUGAUCACCUGGUCAGAUUACGAUUUAUAGAUCUCAAACCCUAAUCCUUAUUGCUUGGCAGAUUACGAUUCUAGAUCCCAAACCUUAACCUUAAUAAAACUCCAUCGAUGGACGGCAACAAAGACGACGCAUUAAAAUGCCUGCGGGUUGGAAAAGAAGCACUUCAAUCGGGAGACAGAACCCGAGCCCUAAAAUUCCUCAACAAAGCUCGCCGCCUCGAUCCCUCUCUCCCCAUUGACGAUCUCUUAUCCACUGCCAAAGAAUCCUCUCACAAUCCUAAAACUGAUGCCGAGAGCUCAACCGCUGGUUCAUCUUCAUCGUCACCUUCAUCAAGUUCAGCUAGGGUUAGGGUUUCUUCAAAGGGAUCAGCGGCAAAAGAUUACACUGAGGAGCAACUGACUAUUGUUCACCAGAUCAAGAAGCAGAAGGAUUACUAUCAGAUCUUAGGAUUGGAGCGCAGUUGUACAGUUGAAGAUGUUCGAAAAGCCUAUCGAAAGCUCUCUUUAAAGGUUCAUCCUGAUAAAAACAAGGCUCCGGGAGCCGAGGAAGCCUUUAAGGCAGUCUCCAAGGCUUUCCAGUGCCUUAGCAAUGAGGAAACUAAGAAAAGAUACGAUCUUGUUGGGUCCGAGGAGCCAAAUUACGGUAGAGCUCCUUCAAGGCAACAUUCACAUGGAUUCAAUGGAUUUAAUGGAUUCUAUGAUGAUGAAUUCGAUCCCGAUGAGAUCUUCAGGAAUUUCUUUGGUGGAGGGCCUCGAGCAACCACUCCUUUUGGUACUUUCCACUUUAGAACAGGCGGCAUUAAUGUCCCAAAUGGUAAUGGAACGAACAAUUCCGGUAAUGGAAAUCUACGGGCGAUUAUUCAAAUGUUACCAGUUAUUCUUUUGAUUCUAGUGAACUUCCUCCCGUCAUCAGACCCUGUAUACACAUUGUCUCGUAAUCAUCCUUAUGUACAUAAGAUUGAGACACCAAGGGGAGUGGCUUAUUUUGUUAAGUCUUUAGCUAAGUUCGAAAAAGAGUACCCUUAUGAUAGUUCACAGCGCAAGGAUUUGGAGAGGCGUGUUGAGAGGGAUUAUGUUGGUGUUGUUUCACAGAAUUGUCGGGUUGAGAUGCAGCGAUAUCAUUGGGGUUUGGUGCGCGAGACGCCACAUUGUGACAUGCUUGAGAAGUAUCAGGCAACAGCUUAGUUUUAUCUUUACUGAAGGUGGAGAAGAUAUCAUUUAUAUCCUACAGCUGGUCCAGGAUUAAGACUUUUUGAAGGAUUGGAUCUGUUCUCUCCCAAGAGAAUUCUACCUCUUAACAUUUGCGUCUUCAGACGAAUCAGUUGAAAUAUAUUUUCCUGAACAUAUAUUUUUCUCCUUGAUCGUACGGUACCCUACAAGUAUUAUUGCCUACAAGUAGUAUUGCUGUAAAAUCAGAUUACGACGAUAGCCAACUUUGUUUUGGCUAAUUUUUUACCUUAAACCAUUACCAUUUUUAUGCUGUCAUAGUAAUAAAUGUGUGAAAUCUUCCUUCUUCUUGA
Messenger RNA from Asparagus officinalis (garden asparagus), 1682 nucleotides. RefSeq names its product chaperone protein dnaJ 49-like. Gene Ontology annotation, molecular function: Hsp70 protein binding. The coding region runs from base 271 to 1347 and encodes 358 amino acids. Lineage: Eukaryota; Viridiplantae; Streptophyta; Magnoliopsida; Asparagales; Asparagaceae. Gene Ontology annotation, biological process: cellular response to misfolded protein. The transcript is spliced from 5 exons. Gene Ontology annotation, cellular component: endoplasmic reticulum membrane. The record is from RefSeq and is a predicted model, not a curated record.